GGUACUUUAUACUGAUCUAAGCUAACUCCCUGAAAGACCACUAGCAUGUUAACAUGGUCUCCAAGAAGCAACGACACCCCCGCUCCAACCUGGAGGAACAACAGCUCCGCAAGCUCAUGUACUCCGUCACCAACAACGACUUCAAACAGGUCAACAAGCUGGUCUCCCUGGGUAUCCCCAACCUGGUCAACAUGCUGGACCUCAUCACUAAAGAGACAGCUCUCCACGCUGCUGUUUGUAACGGACUCGAGGACAUGGUUAGCUCCCUCUUGGAGCAGGGCAGUAAUAUCAGUAAGAGAGAUAAACAGGGGAGAACACCUCUGAUAAGGGCUGUAGAUAAGGGGAAUCAGAAGAUACUGGAGCUGUUGAUUGAAGCUGGAGGUAACCCCAAUGAUCUAGAUGGGAGUAAGCAACACGUGUUGUUUCAUGGGCUGCAGCCGACUGCGCGGCAUUUAGCGUGUAUAGAGAUAUUACUGAGGGAAGGCGCUGAUAUUAAUACUAAAGAUCAGAACGGACAGACUAUGUUGAUACAGACUGUUAAGAAUGGGUACGUUGACAUAACAGAAACACUGAUACAGCUGGGGGCUGAUGUGAAGUUGAGGAACGACGAAGGAGAGAGUUUGAUAUUUACAGCAGCUAAACAGGGCCACAUGAAGUUGAUACCCAUUCUGGUUAGAGCGGGGGCUCCUAUAAAUGAGCCAGGUCCAGGAGGUAACAGUCCUAUACACAUCUGUUGUUCUGAGACUAAGAAGUUUGAGAUGUUGAAACUUCUUGCGGUCAAAGGUCUAGAUCUACACGGACAGAACGAGGAAGGCAACACUCCUCUACAUGUAGCAGUACAAGUAGGCAACCAGGAAGCCAUCAAGUUCCUGCUCGGUCGGGGCUGCCCUCUGGACAUCGUCAACACUGAGGGACUCAACAUCAGGAACUUUGCUGUUGCCAACAAAGACAACGCCACUAAAAAACUCCUCAAGAAACAAGAAACCAGGAUAAAAAAGGCAGUGACGGACGGGAAGAUCCUGAACGCGGGGGAGUUCUGGAAGAUGUGUUUAUACCUGUGGGCUAAAGAGCACAAGAAUAUUCUGAUAGACGAGUUCUUCGCAAAAGAUAUUAACCAGACUGGUGUGCUGGAACGGAAGAUGUUCUGUGAGGUGUGGGAUAAGUAUGAAGUGCCUCUAACUGUGGAGCAGAAGUCUGAGAUACUCACGCUACAUAAGGAGGAUAGGAAUGGUUUGAUCAAGUAUUUGGAUUUUCUGGAUGCUAAUUUGUAUCUUAAGACGGCUGCAUAUGAUGGGUUUGCGAGGGCUUAGCCUUGUUGUGAUUGGUUAGGUUGUGUCACGUGGGGUUUAUAGUGUGUUUUGAUUGGUUAGGCUGUGUCACGUGGGGUUUAUA
Messenger RNA from Bolinopsis microptera, 1392 nucleotides. RefSeq names its product ankyrin repeat and EF-hand domain-containing protein 1-like. Lineage: Eukaryota; Metazoa; Ctenophora; Tentaculata; Lobata; Bolinopsidae. The record is from RefSeq and is a predicted model, not a curated record. Gene Ontology annotation, molecular function: protein binding. Gene Ontology annotation, cellular component: nucleus; cytoplasm. The coding region runs from base 54 to 1310 and encodes 418 amino acids. The transcript has 5 exons.